AUGGCGGUUCUGGAGCGGGGGGCCACAGAGCGGUGGUUCUGGAGCGCCGGCCUUUGUUCUCGCGCGGCGGCAGUUCUAGAGCGGUGGCCGAGCGGUGGAGCGGUGGCGUUCGAACACGAGCGGGUUUUCUGGAGAGGCGCAUCUCGAGCAGCGAAGGUCGCCGGGGAGGACUCUGUAGCGGCGAAGCAUACCUUUGCUAUUGGUGAUGAAGGAGAGAAAAGUUCUUCUGAUGAUGGUUCUAUUCCUCCUCCUGCUCCUUUUGAUACUAAUUUUGAAACCAUGGAGGCUGAGAAAUCUGUUAGUCCUAGUCAAUCUGAACCAAGUCCUAUUCAACCUAUAAAGAACAAUGAGAUAGAAGAAGGAGGUUCUAAAGGUUCUGAAAACUUUGAUGGUGAUUAUCGAAGCAAAGACGCUGAUACUUCUUCAAAUACUGUUCAUGAUCCCUUGGCUAAUGUAUCUGCUGAUGUUCCUGAUUCAUCCCAAACUGUGAAGAAUAUUUUGGAAAGCAUGAAGGCUAAGAAAUCUGUUGGUCCUAGUCAAUCUGAACCAAGUCCUAUUCAACCUGUAAAGUAUUUGGAGAAUGUUGUUGGCAAAUUAUCUGAAACUAUUGGAAAAUUAUCUGAACAUAACUGGGGAAACGAGGAUGAUACCAAUGUUUCAAAAACUAAAAGUGUGAAGAACAUUGAUGAUGAUGCUUUGAAAUCUGUUGAUCAUGACAAAGAUCAAGAAGAUUCUAAAGGUUCUGAAAGCAAUGAUGAUGAUUUGACUAAUUUGGGAAACAAGCUUGCUGACAAAUCUGUGAGAUGUAAUUCACCUGAACCAACUUCUCUUCAUAGUGGAAAGGUACAUGAACCUCUUGUAUCCAGCAGUUAUGAUAUUUUUCUAAAUCAUCACACCAUUCUUGUCAUUUUGUUUUGCUAUUAUUCUCAGAGUAAUGAUGAUGAGACAGAUGAAGUCCACUCUCAUGCUUUAGCUGGUAUUACAAUAGCAAUGUCUUAUGCUGAGACUACUCCUAUUAAGUCUGUAGAUUGUUUGAAUUCUAAAAAUUCUGAGUCUACAAUUUCUGUUUCAAAGAAGUGUACUCAUUCUAGCCUUAUUGAGAAGAAUAAAAGGAAGAAAAGUGCUGCUAAGAUGCCUGACAAUUCCAUUACAAUUAAAGCACCUCGCUUUGUGUCAACUAUUUAUAAUAAAUACAUUCAAAGUGAUUUUAUGGAAGGCAAGGAUUUUGGAGAAUCGCCUGCUUUUGUUAUCAUUUCUGGUUGCACAUAUGAAGCUCUGCGGAAUUCAUUGAAGCCUAGAGGCCGUAUAAUUGAUGAUAAAAAGCUUGUUCAAAGUACUCAAAACUUUGAUCCUGAACGUGUGAAAAGAGAACUCUUGCGGAUUAAUAAGGAUUACAUUAUUGUGAAAGCUGAUCUUGUUUCAAAUUUCCAAAGAAGUUGUCAGGUAGCUGAAAUAUUUGUCAGGCCAUUACUUGACUAUGCCAAGAAGUUUCCUCAAUGUCCUCAGCAGUGUAACAAUUUUGACUGUAGCCUUUAUGUCAUGUUGUUUGUUGAACAUUUUGAUGGGAGAAUUCUUAUGAAAUUUAAGAGUACUGAUGUUACUCAGUUUCGCAAGGUUAUAUCACAUAGACUGAUCUACAAUGAGAAGAAUGAGGUCGAGAUUUCAAAAUUUGAUGCUUAG
Molecule: messenger RNA, 1680 nt
Organism: Miscanthus lutarioriparius
Lineage: Eukaryota; Viridiplantae; Streptophyta; Magnoliopsida; Poales; Poaceae
Source: the annotation of a GenBank genome assembly